Molecule: messenger RNA, 4143 nt
Organism: Ostrinia furnacalis (Asian corn borer)
Lineage: Eukaryota; Metazoa; Arthropoda; Insecta; Lepidoptera; Crambidae
Exons: 2
Coding region: 520-4143 (1207 amino acids)
Molecular function (GO): nucleic acid binding; zinc ion binding
Source: RefSeq, a predicted model, not a curated record
CUGGAGUGAUGAUUAUUAUUUAUUUUGUUUUUGUAUGUAAUUUUGUGUUCCUUCAUUUAUCACCACCUAUGCAAAAUUAAAAUUAUUGUUAAAUUGUUUUACUGCACUAGUUUAGCAUAAGAAUGGUAUGAGGACAUACCCACGUGAUGAAUGGCCGAGCUGGAUUUGGGGAUGGGGACAUCCCCGCGGCAGAAUGGCCGUCUGUUAGCAAUCAGGCUUCCAUUUUAUUAAUAACAUUUGAAAUUACCUACAUUGUAUAGUCGUUCAACGAAUAUUUUGCCUUAGACAGUCCUGUUUUGAAAGCAGGCGCCAAUCUGUCGCCGGCGGCCAUCGGAGCGUGACGCGUGCGGCGCUUGUUUUAUCAAUCUUGUAAAUUUCUGUACGAAGAGAAAUAUAGUAUUGAUUGGAUCCUGUGGGUGUUAUUUCCGGAGUUGACCUGAAUUUCUAAUAAGUCAGAAGUGGUAAGAACGUUGGAGAAAACCAAGUGCUCCACUGCAACAGACCGACUUUAUUGAAAUUAUGUCUUCGUCGGAGAUCUCUCGUUAUACACCACCUUUAGAUAAUCGGAAAAAUACGAGGCCGUCCCGCUGUAGGGAUCGUCGUGAUCGCCCUCUGCGGAGGCUACGGCCUGAAGUUUCUCCGAAAAAUAGGGACCGACGAAAACGUGAAACAUACCGCAGUAGAUCGCGUCGUCGGCGACCCUCCACUGAGAGCUCCGAUAGUAGUUCCUCUCAAUCUAGCCCUCGAAGGCGGCGGAGACGGACACCUUCGACUGAUCGUCGACGAUAUUCUACUAGUACGACUACGGGUUCAGUGGAAAGUACUGACUAUUCUAGCCACGAUUCACGCGUUCAACUCGGAAAAAGAAAACGUCAGCGAUCCAGUACUUCCACAUCGGGAAGUCUAUCGUCUGGAUUGAAUUCGGAAAGACCAUCACGUCAAAGGUACCGUUUGAGAAAAUCUCAGAAGAGACGGCGUUACUCAAGAUCUCAAACGUCUAGAGACUAUGGGGUACUCAAGAAAUUUGCUCGUUUGUUCGGUAAGGCUGAUCAGCACUUCGAAGGGGCACAACAUGUAAUCCCUGAAUUUAACCCGGAUGCAAACGACCAGUCAGCCGUUAACUGGGUACGUAAAGUAAACGAAACUGCCAGAAUUUAUAAAUGGAGUGACAAACAAAUAAUUUUCUAUGCAAUUCCAAAAUUAGCUGGCCACGCUAAGAAAUGGUACCAAGGUUUGAGUACUAUUAACUUAAGUUGGCGAGAAUGGCAAAAGAAAAUUGUUAAAGCUUUCCCCGACGAUCGCAAUUAUGCUGAUCGACUUUCGGAAAUGUUGGAAAGGAGAAGUAGAAGGGAGGAAUCACUAGAAGACUAUUACCAUGACAAGGCAAGAUUGGUGAAAAUGUGUGGUAUAGAAGGACGUAAUGCAGUUGAUUGUAUAAUUAACGGCAUAUUUGAUUUUAACAUACGUCUCAAUGCCCAAGGCUCAAGUUUUAAAAGACCUUCUCAACUACUGAAAUAUCUCCGCCGAAUUUCUAAGAAAAACAACGUACUCCGCAAAGCUAAUCAAUUAAAUAGGUAUGAACAAAAUACGAAGGCUGGAGAAAAACUAUUGAAUGCGGGAAGUCAGAAAGCAACUACUGUUACCAAUCGCGAAGGUUUUAGGCAAAUUCAAUGCUUCAACUGUCUCGAAGUAGGUCACACCUCGCGCACGUGUACAAAACCUAGAAAACGGUGUGAUAAGUGCUCUCGUUUUGGACAUGACAGCCUUAAAUGUGAAUUAAUUAAUAAUAUCCGGGAUAGAACCAAUAUUAAUAUCAAAGACAGUUCAGACAGUAAAGUGGAGCCCGUGAAGAAAGUUUUAAAAAUUACACCUGGAGACUCGACAAAUGGCAAGUAUUUUAAAUCUGUAACAUUAAAUAAUAUAAAGCGGUCGGCAUACAUUGACUUUGGAAGUCAAUGUACAUUAGUACGUAAGAGCGUAGCAGAGGAAUCUUAUUUACCACUAAUUAAAUCAGGGUUACCCGUUAUUAAAGGAUUUGCUUCAGGAAGUGUGGUGCCCCUUGGCAAAAGCACUGUUAAUAUCGUAGUUGAUGCUGUAGAAGCAGAUGUCGAAAUCUACGUGGUCGAAGAUGAUUUAUUAGAUACUGAUGUUUUAAUCGGACAAUCUUUGACUGAAUUACCAACAGUUGUAGCUUACAAAACUAAUUCUACCUUAAACUUAUACUGUGAUGAUUCAGAGGCAGAAAGAAUAAGUAUUUACUGCUGUCAGGGAGUAACAUUGCAAGUAGGGAUGAACACUGUAAGUAUACGAACCGAUGAAGAAUAUACAGGAUCAUUAUUCGUACCAGGAAGUAUCUGUAUGAAGCCCGAUAAUCAGUAUGUUCUAUUGCAAGGGGUGUACCAACUUCAUAAUAGUAGGGGUCAACUUGUAAUUAUAAACUCUUCAAAAAAUCCUCUUUGUUUCAAAAAUAGUAAGUUACUGGCUCGAGCUAUAAAAUUUCCACAGAAUCGCGUACUUUCUUCAGGUGCACUAUCAUUUGACGUCAACAAAGUAAACUUAGAUAAUGAACCAGUUACAUCGCAACCUAAAACCAAAUGUCCAAUUACGUUAGACAUGAUAAACAUCGGACCAGGAAUCAGUGAAUCUGAAAAAGAUCGUCUGGUUCAAUUGUUGAAUAACUUUAGAGAUUGCUUCGCAUUGACUCCAUGCGAGCUUGGUCUUACCAACAUAACCGAGAUGACUAUUAGGUUAAACGACUCUGCACCUGUCACUUAUAAGCCAUAUCGAUUACCGUUUAGCGAACGGGCUAAAGUAAGGGAAAUAGUAGGUGACCUGUUGUCGAAUGGGGUUAUAAGAGAAUCUCAGUCAGCGUACUCUAGCCCAAUUGUCCUAGUGAAGAAGAAAAAUGGUGAAUCUCGCCUGUGCGUCGAUUACAGGGCACUGAACAAAAAGACUAUUAAAGAUAGCUACCCCAUGCCAGUCAUUGAUGAUCAAUUGGACCGAUUAAGUGGAAAAUCACUAUUCACUAGUCUAGAUCUUGCAUCAGGCUAUCAUCAAAUCCCUGUGGCUGAAGACUCACGUCACAUAACAGGUUUCGUAACUCCCGAUGGGCAUUACGAGUAUACUCGAAUGCCCUUUGGCCUCGUGAAUGCACCGGCUGUAUUUCAAAGCAUGAUUAAUAAAGCCCUUGGUGCAAAACGCUUUGAUUUAGCCAUACCUUAUCUUGAUGAUCUUUUAUGCACAGCCAGUACUACAGAUGAAAUGUUUGAUAAGCUUGAAUCCAUUUUUCAACUACUAAAAGACGCUAACCUUACGCUAAACCUAAAAAAAUGCUUCUUUUUCCAAUCUAAGCUUGAUUACUUAGGAUUUGAAAUAUCAGAAGAAGGCCUUAAGCCCGGUAGUACAAAGAUACAGGCUGUUCAAGAGUUUCCCCGUCCAAGCAAUGUACACCAGGUAAGACAAUUUGUCGGACUGGCAAGUUUUUUCCGACGAUUUGUUUAUAAUUUUGCUUGCAUUGCUAAGCCCCUAACGAAACUGACUAAGGCAGAUGUGCCGUGGGUAUGGGGUGAGGAACAAGAGGCAGCAUUUCUCGAUAUUAAGUCAAAGCUCAUUACAAGACCAGUGCUAGCAUUAUACAAUGCUGAGUUUAUUACAGAGGUGCAUUGUGACGCUAGUAAGGUGGGCGUAGGCGGAAUACUUUUACAGAAACCUAACGAAGAGUCACCACUGCGGCCAGUCGCGUACUUCAGUCGGCAGACCACCAAAGAAGAAGAGUUCUGGCACUCUUAUGAAUUAGAGACCAUGGCCGUUGUGAUGUCGCUGAGAAGGUUUCGUGUUUAUUUGAUUGGCAUCGAAUUUAAAGUCAUUACUGACUGCAACGCCUUACGCUCCACGUUGACGAAACGUGAUUUGUUGCCAAAGGUUGCUAGAUGGUGGCUUAUUCUCCAAGAAUAUAAUUUCUCCAUUGAGUACAGACCAGGUCACAGUAUGCAGCAUGUGGAUGCGCUAAGUCGGAAUCCGGCUCCUAUCUUGGAACAAGAAGAAAUUGAAAUUUUGAAUAUUACCACAAAAGAUUGGCUUCAAACCGUUCAGAUGUCAGACUCAAAUUUAAAAAAUAUUAAGAANCGCGAUAACUAUGAUUGA